Molecule: messenger RNA, 1483 nt
Organism: Manihot esculenta (cassava)
Lineage: Eukaryota; Viridiplantae; Streptophyta; Magnoliopsida; Malpighiales; Euphorbiaceae
Product: trans-resveratrol di-O-methyltransferase
Exons: 2
Coding region: 269-1348 (359 amino acids)
Biological process (GO): methylation
Molecular function (GO): S-adenosylmethionine-dependent methyltransferase activity; O-methyltransferase activity; protein dimerization activity
Source: RefSeq, a predicted model, not a curated record
CCAGACUCAGCCCGAGUCCAUACGACUGCAUUCAAGCAAUUUCAAUAAAAUUGACGAAUGAUUGAAAGAUCAUAAUUACGAUGAACAAAGAUUUUCAACAAGUCAAGACUCAACAACCUUCUACCCAAUUGCAAGCCCUUCAUUUGUUAUUUCUGACCUGCUUUACGAACAAGUCUCCUAUCAAUUCUCCAUUUAUCAGCAAUCUUUCUCCGUUAAAAAGGGUACUCCCAUCCUCCCAUCUGCCAGGACUUUGGAGAAUUUCCUAGCCAUGGAUUCCAUGCACAGCCAGAGCAGCGCAAAUGAACUGUUGCAAGCUCAAGUUCAUUUGUAUCAUCACAUAUUUAAAUACAUAAAUUCUAUGUCACUCAAGUGUGCAGUUCAGCUACGCAUACCAGACAUAAUUCACAGCCAUGGCAAACCAAUCACCCUUUCUGAGCUCGUCUCAUCACUUCACAUCCACCCAACCAAAAUCAGUUUGGUCCACCGGUUCAUGCGCAUGCUGGUGUUCUCUGGCUUCUUUUCCACCACCAAAGUUCGUAAUCCUCAAGAAGAAGAACAAGAAGCUUAUGAUUUAACACCAUAUUCAAAGCUACUUGUCAAAGAUCACCCUUAUUGCUUGACACCCUUUGUUGAUUCAUUGCUUAAGCCAGAUUUUUUGACUCCUGGGUAUUUCUUGGGAGAUUGGUUUCGAGGCAACGAGGUUACAAUAUUUGAGAAAGCACAUGGAAUGGCAUUUUGGGAAUACAAUGAUAGAAACCCUGAAUUUAACAAGCUUUUUAAUGAAGCAAUGGCCAGUGAUUCUCAGAUGAUGAACUUGGUCAUUAGAGACUGCAAGUCAAUUUUUGAAGGGGUGAAUUCAUUAGUAGAUGUCGGAGGUGGUAAUGGAUCACUUGCCAGGAUAAUAUCAGAGGCAUUCCCUCAUAUGAAAUGCACUGUUCUUGAAAUUCCUCAGGUCAUUGCCAAUUUAGAAGACACCAAGAACUUGAAUUAUGUUGGAGGUGAUAUGUUUCAGCACAUUCCUUCUGCAGAUGCCAUCAUUCUUAAGUUAAUUUUGCACGGUUGGAGCGAUGAGGAAUGCCUGAAAAUACUGAAGAAAUGCAAAGAAGCCAUUUCAAGAAAAGGGGAAGGAGGAAAGGUGAUCAUCAUAGACUUGGUGAUAAAUGAGAAGAAAGAUGAACAUGAAUUAACAGAAACAAAGCUACUGUUUGACAUGCUGAUGAUGUACGUGAGUAGAGGAAAAGAAAGAACAGAGAAAGAAUGGGAAGAUCUAUUCUUGAAGGCCGGUUUCGGUCGUUACAAGAUAACACCUGUACUUGGUUUAAGGUCUCUAAUUGAGGUUUAUCCUUGAAAGUGAAGAAAUUAUGUAUCACAAUCUGAUCAGAUUGUUGAAUAAAUUUUAUCCCCUUGUUGAGGCAAAGCUUGUAUUGUUCUUGAAAUUUUCUUUCUCCGAGUAAUCAAGAAUAAAAUAUCAAUUUACUUUGAA